AUGCAAGCCAGUCAGAUAUCGCUGUUUCUUUGUCUGCUAUCAUGCUCUGCGUCCCUCGGGACUCGAUACACGCCCGACUGGACCAGUUUGGACUCCAGACCUAUUCCUGAAUGGUACGACGAGGUGAAGUUCGGGAUCUUCGUUCACUGGGGGGUGUUUUCGGUGCCCGCGUUCGGCAGCGAGUGGUUCUGGUGGUACUGGAAGGGCUCGCAAAACCCCAGCUAUGUCCAGUUCAUGACCAAAAACUACCCUCCUGGAUUCAGCUAUGCAGACUUCGCACCUUAUUUCCACGCGCAGUUUUUCGAUCCUGACGAGUGGGCUGAUAUCUUCGAAGCUUCAGGAGCAAAAUACGUGGUCCUCACAAACAAACACCACGAGGGGUUCACAAACUGGGGGUCCCCGUACUCCUGGAAUUGGAAUUCUGUUGAUAAUGGACCUCACAGGGAUCUGGUUGGAGAUCUGGGCGCUGCGAUAAGAAGGAGGUCUCUGCAUUAUGGACUCUACAACUCGCUGUAUGAAUGGUUCAAUCCCAUCUACCUGAGCGACAAGCAGUCUGGUUUCAAGACCCAGGAUUAUGUUGAAAAAAAAGCCAUGCCAGAGCUCCACGAAUUGGUCAACAGGUACAAGCCAGACUUGAUUUGGUCAGAUGGGGACUGGGAAGCACCUGACACUUAUUGGAACUCGACAGGAUUCCUGGCCUGGCUCUACAACGACAGUCCGGUCAAAGAUGUGGUGGUGACCAAUGACAGAUGGGGGGCGGGCUGUUACUGUAAACACGGAGGCUAUUACAACUGUGCUGACAAGUUCACUCCUGGACAGCUGCCCAAUCACAAGUGGGAGAAAUGCCAGUCAGUGGACACAAUAUCAUGGGGGUAUCGCCGAAAUAUGAAGCUUAGCGAACUGAUGGAUCUACCGUCCAUUAUAAAGGACAUGGUCUAUGUGGUGGCAUUAGGAGGGAAUUAUCUGUUGAAUGUGGGGCCCACAUCAGACGGCAUGAUUGCACCUGUCUUUGAGGAACGUCUCCGAGGGAUUGGAGCCUGGCUGAAGGUCAAUGGUGAAGCUAUCUAUGCAACCAAGCCUUGGAGAGUUCAGGCCGAGAAUGCUACAGUUCCCGUUUGGUAUACGUCAAAAAGCAGCACAGUGUAUGCGAUCUUCACCUCCAAUCCCAUGCAGAACUCCUUUACGCUUUCUGCGCCCAAAACCUCCAACAAUACAGUGGUGACUUUGUUGGGGAGCCCAGAGCCUCUGAAAUGGGCUCCUCUACAUUCAGGACUGAUUGUUCUGCUGCCUGAUCUGCCUUUCACACCCGCUGAUGCCUGGACCCUCAAACUGGAUGAGGUGGCAUGAAGCCUUAAACACUGUUUUGUAGAUUUUAAUAAAUUGUAAUGAUUUUACAAAGUUUUGUAUAAAUGUUUUAAUGUUUCGUAUAAAUCAAGUUUUUUGUAUUUGACUGCACAAUAAAAACAGACCAACUGAAUGAAAUAUCAAAA
Molecule: messenger RNA, 1490 nt
Organism: Puntigrus tetrazona (Sumatra barb)
Lineage: Eukaryota; Metazoa; Chordata; Actinopteri; Cypriniformes; Cyprinidae
Product: tissue alpha-L-fucosidase-like
Exons: 8
Coding region: 1-1347 (448 amino acids)
Biological process (GO): glycoside catabolic process; fucose metabolic process
Cellular component (GO): lysosome
Molecular function (GO): alpha-L-fucosidase activity
Source: RefSeq, a predicted model, not a curated record